AUGGCUCUAUCCACGCUGUACCUCGCUGUCCUGCUGCUCUCCCUGGGACAUGCGGAGCUAACUGACUCCCCACCUGGCGACUCGUGCUCAGCUGGCGUACCUGGCAGCCCGGGGCUCAACGGGCACAACGGGCAGCCUGGCAGAGAUGGCAGAGACGGCAAAGACGGAGCCACAGGACCUAAAGGGGACAGAGGAGAACCAGGCGUGUGUGAGUCAGAGCCUGGUCCGCCAGGUAAAAUGGGUCCAGUGGGUCUGCCAGGUAAAAUGGGUUCUGCGGGUCCAGCUGGUCCUCGAGGAGAGAAAGGGGACACAGGACUACCAGGCGAUGUCCAGCCCCUUCAGACAGAUAUCGAUGCCAUUUUGUUGAGAAUUGCUCUUGUGGAAAAAGCUGCAAGUUUCCGUGUCUUCAGAAAGGUGGGAGCCAAGUAUUACGUCACAGAGGGACUGCAAGGCUCAUAUGACGCAGGCCUGAAAUUCUGCAGAGAAGCAGGAGGUGACCUUGUGGUGCCCCAAAAUGAGACGGAGAAUGACGUUCUUCUGAAGAUGCUGACACAGUUAGGGGCAAAAAUAGCAUGGCUUGGUUUUACAGACAGAAAGACUGAAGGCACCUUUCUGGACUCGCGUGGCAGCUCACUGAGCUUCACGAAAUGGAGAAGUGGUGAGCCCAAUGAUGGGGGCAGCAAGGGGGAGGAGGACUGUGGUAUGAUGUAUGUUGACAAGUACAACGGCUUGUGGAAUGAUGUUGAAUGUGACAGAAACUAUCACAUAGUGUGUGAAAUAACCAACUAAAAUAAAUAUCACAAUGCACAGCUGGUAACAGAUCUAGGCUAUA
This is a messenger RNA of Engraulis encrasicolus (European anchovy), 832 nucleotides long. RefSeq names its product pulmonary surfactant-associated protein D-like. The transcript is spliced from 4 exons. Lineage: Eukaryota; Metazoa; Chordata; Actinopteri; Clupeiformes; Engraulidae. The coding region runs from base 1 to 789 and encodes 262 amino acids. The record is from RefSeq and is a predicted model, not a curated record.